UCGGUUCUGGUUACCGUGACCAUGAGGCCUUCAUUAUCCUUACUUCUUCCUGUUGAGGCGGUCGUACGAGCAAAGAAACCAUGGUUUGUGCCCCGACGUGUGCCCGCAAACGGACGCAGGAUUACAGCUGCAAGUACCGUAAUCUGGACAAAUUCACAACCGAUGUGGAGCACUUUCUGGAGGAAUACGAUCACAUUGUGCAACAUUCGGCUGCAUACCACAGAAGUUUCCGGCGUGAUUUAAAGCAUCUGCACGACGAUAUCGAGCUACUGUUGCAGAAGUUCCAACACAUCCAGUGCAUCGGUGUCCGGGGUCAGUUGUUCAUGGAGAAGUUUUGUUGUGGAGUUCUUUUUGAGGAUUAUAACGACCUAAAGAAACAUUACUUUCGCUUCCAUAACUUUCCCCGUAUCGUUCAGCCAAACAUUGUGCAACUACGAUCCGGGCACGGGAAAGUGCAAUACUUCCACCGACGAUUGCUCGAGUACACGUGCUACGGGACGGAGUCGACAGUCGUGCUGACGGCGAACUUGAAGAAGAUUGCCCGAAACGUGCGCCACACUUUGGAGCAGAGCCCAAAAUGGUAGUAUUUACAAGUCCCGAACGUUGUGCUAUUUUUGGUGCUAGUAGAACAAAUAAAUCGCAUGGUAUGUGCUUUUUGCGCAGUUGAAUUAAGCUUGAAUGUGAAUGCUUCGAGAA
This is a messenger RNA of Anopheles cruzii, 696 nucleotides long. RefSeq lists its product as uncharacterized. The record is from RefSeq and is a predicted model, not a curated record. The transcript is spliced from 4 exons. NCBI's taxonomy places the organism in Eukaryota, Metazoa, Arthropoda, Insecta, Diptera, Culicidae. Bases 81 to 584 code for a protein of 167 amino acids.